Molecule: messenger RNA, 1200 nt
Organism: Mollisia scopiformis
Lineage: Eukaryota; Fungi; Ascomycota; Leotiomycetes; Helotiales; Mollisiaceae
Product: Aldo/keto reductase
Exons: 3
Coding region: 116-1138 (340 amino acids)
Source: RefSeq, a predicted model, not a curated record
CGAUGCCGCUAUUGCCGUGCUGUCCCGCCAAGCAUAUAUUAGAGAUCGUCUGCUCUGUUCCACUUCCAACAUAUUCUCCUCUUCAAUCAUUGUUUUCCAGCAAGAUCCCCUCAAAAUGGCACAACCAAAGACAGCAGUAGACAUCGUAUUCGGCGCCAUGACGCUUGGGAAAGAAGGCGCCGAACAAGCCCGCGUCCACACCCUCGAAGAAUGCUCCUCCAUCCUGGACGUCUUCCAAUCCCACGCCCACUCCGAAAUCGACACCGCCCUCGUCUACGGCGGCGGCAGCUCCGAGCAAUACCUGGGCCAGCUCAACUGGCAAUCCCGCGGCCUCAUCAUGGACACGAAAUUCUCGCCCCGCGCGGACCUCGGGUUAGGACCGGACGUCAAGACAAUCCACGGCCCAGAGCACCUCCGUCUCGCGCUCCAGAAAUCGCUGCAGAGUCUCCAAGCCGAGAAGAUAGAUUUGUGGUACCUGCAUGCCCCCGAACGCAGCACGCCGUACGAGGUCACGAUGCGGGAAGUGAAUGCCCUUCACCAAGCAGGUUAUUUCCGGCGUUUCGGGAUCAGCAAUUUUAUGUCGUGGGAAGUUGCGCAGAUUUGCGAGAUCUGUGAACGGAAUGGGUGGAUCAAGCCGAGCGUGUAUCAGGGCGUUUAUAAUGCUGUUCAUCGAGCGGUGGAGCCGGAGUUGUUUCCGUGUUUGAGGAAGUAUGGGGUGGCGUUUUAUGCGUUUAAUCCGCUUGCUGGGGGGUAUUUGACGGGGAGGUAUACGAGGGAUAUGUUGGAGAGGGAGGAGGUGGUGGAGAAGGGGUCGAGGUUUGAUCCGGAGAGGAGUCAGGGGAGGAAUUAUAGGAGGCGUUAUUGGAAUGAGAAGUAUUUUGAUGCGUUGGAUAUUUUGAGACCUGUAGCCGAGAAGCAUGGCCUGACUGAAGCAGAGUGUGCACUAAGGUGGAUGACGAAUCAUUCUUUGCUGAAGAGGGAAUUUGGGGAUGCGAUUAUCAUUGGAGCCAGUAGUGGCAAGCAGCUGGAAGAAAAUUUGAUCAACUUAGAAAAAGGGCCGCUUCCGGAGGAUGUCGUGAAAGCACUAGAUGAAGGAUGGGCGACUGUGAAGGGAGUUUGCGCCAACUAUCAUCGCUAGGCCAGCUUGGCCGAUAACCGGAGUUUCAUUUGUUUGAAGUGGAAAGAGCUUUUCAAUGUUAC